UCAAAAAUAACUAAAAAUAAGAAAUUAGCUAAAACAAAAAAUAAGAAAAAAAUGAAAUAUAUCCUUAUCGGUUUACUCUUCUCUUGCUUGUUUAUCCAAACAAUUCAAGGAUUUGAAUUCACUAAACCUUUUGUUCUCUAAAAUAAUGGAGAUUUUAAGUAAUGCUACGACUAACUCACCUAAAAAUGCUCCGAAUUAUCUACUGAUUGUGUUUCAUCAUUAUUGAAAUAAGUUACUUGUUCCUAAAAGAGAUGUCCUUCCCCUACAAGCGCCUUUAUCACCAAAUUUUGCCUCUUAGAAGUUUGUAAGCCUGAUUUCCCUGGGCUUGAUAAAUUAAAUGAAGAAUUUGUUGAAUGCCUCUUUGGCCAACAAGCUUGA
Molecule: messenger RNA, 378 nt
Organism: Tetrahymena thermophila SB210
Lineage: Eukaryota; Ciliophora; Oligohymenophorea; Hymenostomatida; Tetrahymenidae
Product: transmembrane protein, putative
Exons: 1
Source: RefSeq, a predicted model, not a curated record